Messenger RNA from Onychostoma macrolepis, 318 nucleotides. It is a transcript of the gene prok1, whose product is annotated as prokineticin 1. The record is from RefSeq and is a predicted model, not a curated record. The coding region runs from base 1 to 318 and encodes 105 amino acids. The transcript is spliced from 3 exons. Lineage: Eukaryota; Metazoa; Chordata; Actinopteri; Cypriniformes; Cyprinidae.
AUGAGCAGGGUGUUGAUUCUGUCCGUGCUCCUGCUGUCCCUGAGCUGGUGCAGAUGUGCCGUCAUCACAGGGGCAUGUGACAGGGAUGUGCAGUGCGGUGUGGGUCUGUGCUGUGCUGUGAGUCUGUGGCUCAGAGGCCUGCGUAUGUGCACACCACAGGGGCUGGAAGGAGACGAAUGCCACCCGUACAGCCACAAGGUUCCUUUCCCUGGCAAGAGACAACAUCACACUUGCCCCUGCCUGCCACAUCUGGUCUGCACCAGGUACAGCGACAACAGAUAUCGCUGUACCAGCGACUUCAAAAACAUAGACUUUUAA